This is a messenger RNA of Carassius carassius (crucian carp), 2026 nucleotides long. RefSeq lists its product as uncharacterized. Bases 872 to 2026 code for a protein of 384 amino acids. The transcript is spliced from 8 exons. NCBI's taxonomy places the organism in Eukaryota, Metazoa, Chordata, Actinopteri, Cypriniformes, Cyprinidae. The record is from RefSeq and is a predicted model, not a curated record.
GCAAAAUAUAAUAUUCUUGAAUGUAUUAUAAUUAGGUUAAAUAAUAUACUAUGCUAUGACAUAAUCAACAUGAACCAAGUUAUUAAUUUACCGGGGUUUCUUGGUGGAGGCAUGAGGAACUUGAGUCAUCUGAAGGCCUGUUUGGAAUAGGUAGAGUGGGAUUUGAAUCUGAAGUUUCAUUUAGUAGUACAUCCUGUGUUUCCAGGUUCGGAUGAGACCGCAAAACGGUGUUACUCCUUAAGCCAGAGAAAACUGUUUCACCAGUGACAAAAGCAUCAAAAUCACCAAAAUGUUCCACAGGAACAAGAAGAGAGGUUUGCAAAUCCACACUAUUUUCCAGUGUCUUUUCAUUAUCCGGACUGUCACUUGAGUUCCGAGUUUCCUGAGCCACCAGCGUUCGUCCACUAUAUGUCCACAAGUUGUUGCUGUCCGUUAUUCUAGGUUCACCGGAUGCCUCGUGUUGUGCUGAUCUCUCUCUCCGAUGUGAUCUGCUGCUACUCACGCCGUCUAGAUAUUCUGCUAACAUUGGGGAAGACAUUUUACCAACUCUCUCACGGGAUGAUAUCCGAGAUCUCUUUCCUGGUCCUGAGCACUUCCUGCGACGCAAAGCCAUUUGGCAUAUUGUUCAUAAGGAAGAACAGGGGCACACCAUUCCUGUUGAACCCCAAGGUUCAUCAGCUGAUGAUGAACAUAAUGGAAGUCCAAAAAGAGAUGACCCCAGCACUUCAAAGUUUUUGAAGUUACCCAGCCCAGAAUACGUUCUCUUCACUGAUAGUGAACUACAACAUGUGAGACGUGCAUACUUCGAGCAGCAACGUCUUGGAAAGUCACCUUAUCAAAGGAGCUCUUCUGCCGACUCAUCCGAAAUACCAUGACAAAUAUGAUAUCUAUUGCAAGAGCCUCUUCAGAUGACUACAAAUAUCCCACUAAACAUGAAGUUAUUGCCAUGGCAAAGCGGUUAGUACAGUACUACCCUAUGAUAAAAGAUAAGUCAACUGGAUCGAGUCAUGAGUGGGACACUGUUGCCAAAAAGCUCUUGAAGCGACUUUCAAAUAUCCGAAGUCCUGUGAAGGCCAAACACCCUCCCUCCAAGAGAGCACGUCUGAAUGAAGUACCGUCUGCUGCAGUGGCAAGUGACUAUGAUGCUGAUUCCAGUGCAUCAACAGUUCAUCUAUCACCACCUUCAAGAUCAAGCACCCCACAGCAAGAAAAUGACAGCAUUGAUGAAGCAUCCGACGGUCCAGACAACAGCCUUGACAGCCAGAAAACACAGGCACGACAUUACAGGACUCUACAAGAAAUGUACAAAGCAAAGAAGCCAAACAAAGCUGCUGUAACUCAUCUAUUAGACCUGGAGUUCCAGUCCAGAAGAAAUUUCAUUGACUCAAAUGCUUUGAAGGAGCAAGACCGACCCACAAAAAUUUUACAGGCAUACCCGUGCUUCAAAGAACUGGACCAUGUAUUGGAUGAACUGCGGAGAGUCAUUGAGCCAAACAAUAGCCAAUACACUUCUGAGGUAAAAGGCAGGUGGGAGAACUUCUACUCCAAAGUUCAGUUUUAUGGCGUCAUGAAGAAAGUCAUGAAGCCUCCAAGGACAUUAAAUGGAGUUGAACAUGCCAUUGCAGUUUUUACUGCCCUGCCACUGCUCUUCCCAUCUGGCUCUGCAGCACCCAAGAAACUUGUCCCAAUCAGUGAGGCUCUUUUCCACGUCCUCACGCCCUCUGAGGAUCCUGAUACCUACAUCCACUGGCGUGUGCUUUCUAGUCCUGUCUUGCUGAUUGGUGAGCAGAACUGCAUUGUGGUUGUAGGUACAACUCCAGUUGUAACAUUUGAGAAAGAUUUGCUCCACGAGGGACCUCUCUACCUCCUGGCCUAUUACUACGCAUUUCACCUGACGUAUCCCAAGUGUAUUGCCACACUCUUGUCUGUGUUACAAACACAAGUACUUGGAGAUGUCAUCCAUGAGCAGGAUGCAACCUCCUCGUACAAGAAGGACAUUCAUGAAUGGAAAAUGUUUGUUGAGUAA